CCCGUGGGGAGAGGCCAGUGGGAUCCCGGAGGCUGCUGCAGCAACCAGCUCGGGACUCGGGGCCCCGGGUGCGCGCGCCUUGGCGCGCCUUCCUCCUCCCCUUUCUCCUCGUCGGGGCACGGUCCUCCCUUAGCCCCUCCUUCCACCCACCAGAGAGGAUGCGCUCCCCCGCGCCGAGCUGCAGAAGCCACCGCUCCCAGAAAUGCGUGCGUUCGAUUCCCUUUUCUCGACCCAGAGGAGCUGGCACCUCCGCCCAGUAGGGUUAUGACACUUUGAUUCAAAAGGACUUUUCCAAAUACUUACUUUGCACUUUUGAUUGUGUAUUAUGGAUACCAAGGAAGAGAAGAAGGAACGGAAACAAAGUUAUUUUGCUCGAUUGAAGAAGAAAAAACAAGCCAAACAAACUGCAGAGGCACCCUCUGCUACAGCUACAAGGAGUCAUACUGGAAAAGAAGAUGCUAGUACAGUCAUUUUAGAACAAGACAAGUGCAACAUUGCUGCGGAAGAGGACGAAUAUAUUACUGAUGAGAAAAAAAAGAGAAAGAAUAAUCAGUUAAAGGAGAUCAGACGUACAGAAUUAAAGAGAUACUAUAAUAUUGAUGACAAUCAGAACAAAACACAUGAUAAAAAAGAGAAGAAGAUGGUGGUUCAGAAGCCACAUGGUACUAUGGAAUACACCGCUGGAAGCCAGGACACCCUCAACUCCAUAGCACUGACGUUUAACAUCACUCCCAAUAAACUAGUGGAACUGAAUAAACUUUUCACUCAUACUAUUGUUCCAGGCCAGGUCCUUUUUGUGCCAGAUGCCAACUUUCCUUCCAGUACCUUAAGGUUAUCAUCAUCCAGCCCUGGUGCUACUGUCUCUCCAUCAUCAUCAGAUGCAGAAUAUGAUAAACUGCCAGAUGCUGACUUAGCAAGAAAGGCCUUAAGACCUAUUGAAAGAGUCUUAUCAUCUACGUCUGAAGAAGAUGAGCCAGGCGUCGUAAAAUUUUUAAAAAUGAAUUGUCGAUACUUCACUGAUGGAAAGGGUGUAGUUGGAGGCGUCAUGAUUGUCACUCCUAAUAACAUCAUGUUUGACCCUCACAAGUCUGAUCCCCUGGUUAUUGAAAAUGGGUGUGAGGAGUACGGUCUCAUCUGCCCCAUGGAAGAGGUGGUUUCCAUUGCCCUCUACAACGACAUUUCCCACAUGAAGAUCAAAGAUGCCUUGCCCUCUGACCUACCUCAGGAUCUUUGUCCUCUGUACAGGCCUGGAGAAUGGGAAGACCUGGCUUCUGAAAAGGAUAUAAACCCAUUCAGUAAGUUCAAAUCUCUCAACAAGGAAAAACGGCAGCACAGUGGAGAGAGAACCAUCAAUACAGAUUCCAAGUCAACAAGACCUCUGGAGAAGUCAAGCAGUGAUACACAUACCAAGCCCUCAGGCAGCCCUGUGUCAGAAAAGUUGAAGAAACUGGAAUCCUCUGUUGAGGCAAUCAGUAGGUCUACCACAGUGACUGGGGUCAGCAAGGAACUUCCUGACACUGCGUUUGAAUCCAUAGCCAAAGAAAACUCCCUUUUAGUGGAAGAUGAUGACUUUGUUGACUUAGAGGAACUUUCUUCUCAAACUGGAAUGGAUAAAAGAGACAACGCAAGGGAGUGCUUUGAUCCAGAGGACCUAAGGAAAGCUAAGUCACAAAUAAUCAGUUCUGCUACAGAAAGACAUGUGCAGUCAGUCCUGAGCUUUUCAGGAACAGAGAAUGAUGCUGAACUGAAGGGGGCCCUGGAUUUAGAAACCUGUGAGAAGCAAGAUAUAAUCCCAGAAGUGGACAAGCAGUCUGGUUCCCCGGAAAGCCAGGUGGAAAACACACUGAACAUACAUGAAGAUCUAGAUAAAGUUAAACUCAUUGAAUAUUACCUUAAUAAGAACAAAGAAGGAUCACAGUUACCUGAAAACUUACAAAAGGCAGAAUUAAGUGAUGAUAAAAGCAUUGAACCCAUAGGAAUAGACAUCACCCUUAGUAGUUCUGUUCCCCAGGCAGGUGAUCCCUCAACUGAGGGCAAUAAAGAGCCAGAUAAAACCUGGGUGAAAGAGAGCCCACCCCUUCCACUGGAACUGGGCCCUUCUACAGAGGAAAAUAUGAUUAAAGAGUCUCUAGACUCCUCUUUGGAAUCUUCUUUAGACAAUAGCUGCCAAGGUGCACAAAUGGAUAAUAAAUCCGAAAUUCAGUUAUGGCUAUUAAAGAGAAUUCAGGUACCCAUUGAAGAUAUACUUCCUUCAAAAGAAGAGAAAAGCAAGACUCCGCCCAUGUUUCUGUGCAUCAAGGUGGGAAAACCAAUGAGAAAAUCCUUUGCCACCCACACUGCUGCCAUGGUCCAACAGUAUGGCAAACGAAGAAAGCAGCCAGAGUACUGGUUUGCUGUUCCUCGGGAGAGAAGGGGCUUUAAGAAUCAUUUGAUUCCACCCAUCCUACUCCCCUACUCCAGUGGUUACAGGGUGGAUCACUUGUACACAUUCUUUGUACAGUGGUCUCCUGAUGUCUAUGGGAAAGAUGCCAAAGAGCAAGGCUUCGUGGUGGUGGAAAAGGAAGAACUGAAUAUGAUUGACAACUUCUUCAGUGAGCCCACAACCAAGAGCUGGGAGAUCAUCACUGUUGAGGAGGCAAAGCGCAGGAAGAGCACGUGCAGCUACUAUGACGAGGAUGAGGAGGAGGUGCUGCCCAUCCUGCAGCCCCACAGUGCACUCCUGGAGAACAUGCACAUAGAGCAGCUGGCCCGACGCCUUCCAGCAAGGGUGCAGGGGUAUCCAUGGAGACUUGCAUAUAGCACGUUAGAACACGGCACCAGCUUGAAAACUCUCUAUCGGAAAUCAGCAUCUCUAGAUAAUCCUGUCCUAUUGGUCAUCAAAGAUAUGGAUAAUCAGAUUUUUGGAGCAUAUGCAACUCAUCCUUUCAAGUUCAGUGACCACUACUAUGGCACAGGCGAAACUUUUCUCUACACUUUUAGCCCCAAUUUCAAGGUCUUUAAAUGGAGUGGAGAAAACUCAUACUUUAUCAAUGGAGACAUAAGUUCUUUAGAACUUGGUGGUGGAGGGGGAAGAUUUGGUUUAUGGCUAGAUGCUGAUUUAUACCAUGGACGAAGCAACUCCUGCAGCACUUUCAAUAAUGAUAUUCUUUCUAAAAAGGAAGACUUCAUAGUUCAGGACCUAGAGGUAUGGACAUUUGAGUGAUAUUGAGAAUGCCUUGAAAUAAGAUGCCUUGAGAUAGAACGUUAAAAAGACUGGGUUCAAUCAGCCUCACUCAAGCUUGCUGGAAGACGAAGCUCUGGCCCAGGCUGCUUCAUCCUAUCGUAACGCUUUCUUUCUGCCAUCAUCUCAGAGCACGAUCCCAUUGCAGAAAGAUUCGGAAAGGUACUUGUGGAGGGCAGACACUGAAGAAACAAAUUUGAAGUUCAGAUUAUACCCCACCUCCUUCAAAUCCAUCCAGUGAGGAAUCAGAGUCUUUAUAGAUGUAUGAGUUGAAUGCAAUUUUUAUUUUUGGUAACGGGGCGGGGGGAGCGGAGGUUGUGGCAAUAUAUACAUGCCCUGGGUAUUUAUCAGUGUAAAUUUCAUCACAAAAGUGUACAGCAUACUAUUGUUUGCCAUGGAAGAGGUCUUAUUUAGAAAAAUGAAAGUGCACAGCACUUAAAGGGAAUAUAUGCUUUUUUUAAAACUGUUAUUUAUUAUUUUGAAUACGUUGUCUGAAGUGUGUUAGCAGUUGUUUUAUUUUUUCUUUUAUUGUGUCAAAUCUUAAAAUACAUGUAUAGAUUUUGUGCUAAGUUUUGGCAACAAAUCCAUUUGAUUUAUAUAAUUUUAUAUUGAAUUUUUUUUUUUUUUUUUUGCCCUGAUUGUUUAGGGUGGUAUGUCUUAAGCAGGAUAUGUAUAUUGAGUGCAUAAUUCUGAGUAUUUUUAAACUUGUUGUCAGUGUUCAUUGAUUUGACUAGUAUAGGCCAUUGAAAAGGUAAAUUUUUAGUUACAUACCUUGAACAUAUUUAUAUACGUGUGUAAAGAAGAAAGAACCAUUUUUCACAGAUGUAAGUUGAUGUUUAUAUAAAUGGAUACCUUUGUGAACCUAAACUCUGCUUCUGAGAAGAAAGUGUUUUGUUUCUUAUAAGAUCAUGUGUCUUAAACAAAAAUUUUAUGUUCAUGGUUGUUUGCAUAAUUUUCCCCAAGUUUUCACAUUUGCAAGCAGGCUUCUGCUUUAAAAAGAAUUGAGUGUUUUAAUUUCUACAAUUUUUAAAUCAAAUGAAAAAUUUUUAAUGAGCCCAAUAGUCUUAAUUUUAGACUCUUUUAUAUGAGAAAAAGAAAAGCAUUCAUACAAAAAUUGGAAUAAAAAGGAAAAGCUUUGUUUAUAUCAACCCAUUUUCACAUCACUAAACUACUUCUUUAAUAAAAACAAUUAAUCAUAAUAAAACCUUGUCAAAAACUUAACCAAUGUUAUUGAUUGCCUGAAUCUGAUGAAAGCCAAAGACUGCUAAUAGAAAAAAAACUUCAGAUAAUAGCCAAAGCUGAGAAGUGGUCUGUCCUGAAUUGUAUCCCUAGUGAUCUUUGAGGAAAAAAAAUUAGUAAGUACUAUUUACCUACCUGUGAAUUUUUUUUUUUAUUAGGCUUAAUAUUAGACUUAAGCUGGCAGAAUAUUUCAUUUAGAUUAUUCUCUUGUUUUAGACUGUUCAUAAAAGGGAACAAACAAAUGGCCAGGUGGUCUCCAGGCAAAUCAUCAAUUAUUGGACUCUACUCACGGUCCAUGUGAUUUUAAGUGGCUGCUAUAAAAUCUUAAAUCGGUAGCCCGGGUGUACUUUUCACCUCCUAUUGAGAACUCUCCAUUAACAAGAUACUGGCAGUUUAACCUUAAUCUGCUCCUUAAAUAAUGUUUUCGUGUGAGAUACCAGGAAUGUCUCGUGAUGAUCACAGUUACCAUUUAUGCCAUUUGCAGCCAUGUGCUAUUAGCAAGCAUAAUGGUCAUUUUGCAUAUAGUUCACUCUUAUCUAAUUUAGUCCAUGGUACUAUCCUUGUGAGAGCAUAUCCAGAUGCUGUGUUCUCUAUUUAAAACAGUAUUGUUCAAUCAGAAAUGCGUGACCCUUCAUUUAUGGAUAUUGAAUAUAUGUAAUGCAAUGCUAUCCCAAUAUUUUCAAUAAAGGAAUUUAUGCAUUCAGUGUGAUUUUCUUUUUUAUUGGGUGACAGAAUGAUGAAAUAUUCAACGAUAAGCAAAGUGCAAUGCUUAUGUUUUCAUUGCUGCCCUGGCAACUCCCACUUCAUUCCCUGUAGCCAGUCUCUUAUUCUCUUACUAGUUCAUAAAAACUACCCCUGUUACAGUUACUAGGGAAACCCUGCUGGCAUAGUGGUUAAAUGCUAUGGCUGCUAACCAAAAGGGGUGGCAGUUCGAAUCCACCAGGCACUCCUUGGAAACUCUGUGGGACAGUUCUACUCUGUCCUAUAGGGCCACUCUGAGUCAGAAUCGACUCCACAGCAAUGGGUUUGUUUUUUUUAUAGUUACUAGAGACCUCUCUUGGCUCUUUUACCACCUUCUUCUCUGUUCUUAAUCCUUCUAACCUUUCUGUGAAUAGUGGCUUCCUCCUUUUACCAUCUCUGUUGACCCACUUUCUAAUUUCCACGAGGAGAUCUUACCGGCUGAUAAAUUUUCUUUGUCAUCUUGUUGAUUACACUACACUACCAGCUUGCCACCAAGCUCCUAAAGAUGAAGACCCCCAAACAGUCUUUAUUGUUUCUCCAUUCUUCAUGUCCUAAGUUCAUAUCAAAGAAUUUGGAUGGGAGGAGUCAGCCAAAUGUUUCCUCAGCCUCUGCUGAAAAUUAUUUAGACAUGUAGCGGUUAAGAGCUAUGGCUGCAAACCAAAAGGUCAGCAGUUCGAAUGCACCAGGCGCUCAUUGGAAACCCUAUGGGGCAGUUCUACUGUGUCCUAUAGGGUCACUAUGAGUCGGACUUGACGGAGGUAGGUUUGGUUUUUUUUUUUUUGGCUUAUGCUACAAGCCACCAGGGGCACCCUAAACUAGCGUGAGAAGUUCUGAUUGCCCUUCAUUUGAUUUCCCUUUCCUUGAUUCAUCCAGUUCUAAAGGCACAUGAAACAAGGCUGAUAAUGAACUACUCUCAUUCUGAGGAAGGCAUUGAGAACCUUGAAAGACAGAACGGAAAGCUGAGACUCAUAACCUUCUUAAGAUGCCUAACCCAUUUUUACCAGUAUAAUCAGAUGAAGCAAGAUAAGGAGGUCAAAAGCCAAGAGAAGUUCCAGACAAUUUAAGAUAAAGGCAGCCACACUCAAUUCUUGUGCAAAUAUCAAAAAUGGCUUUAACCACUUCCUUCUGCCAUUGGGUCACAUACCUUUUCUCACUCAGGGGAAGCCCUAACCACAUCCUUUGCUCCCACCUCCUUACCUAUAACCAUUAUCCAUAGUAAUUCUUAAGAGUCGGUGUCUUUUCCUGGAAAAUCAAGCUUCACAAUGCACACCAAAAUUUGAGGUCUUCCUCCCUCUCUGUUUCAAAUCUCUAAUGGUUCAAACUAAAAACUAGACAAGGCCACCCUAGUACGGUCAACAAGGUCAUCAAAAUGGUGUUUCUUCCCAGACCUGUUAGCCCAAGGCAGGAACCAUUCCUAAAGCCAACUCUUCAGACAGGGAUUGGACUGGACUAUAAGACAGAAAAUGGUACUGGUGAGGAUCGGGCGUCUUGGUUCAAGUAGACACAUUAGACUAUGUGUGCAGCUCCUGUCUGGAAGGGAGAUGUGAAGUCCAAGGGGGACAGAAGCUGGUUGAAUGGACACGGAAAUGCAGGGUGGAGAAAAGAAGUGUGCUGUCUCAUUAGGGUGAAAGCAGCUAGGAGUAUAUAAAAAAAACCCAGUGCUGUCGAGUCGAUUCCAACUCAUAGCAACCCUAUAGGACAGAGCAGAACUGCCCCCUAGAGUUUCCAAGGAGCACCUGGUGAAUUCAAACUGCCAACCCUUUGGCUAGCAGCCAUGGCACUUAACCACUACACCACCAGGAGUAUAUAAAAGUAUAUAAGGUUUUGUAUGAG
Molecule: messenger RNA, 7033 nt
Organism: Loxodonta africana (African savanna elephant)
Lineage: Eukaryota; Metazoa; Chordata; Mammalia; Proboscidea; Elephantidae
Gene: NCOA7
Product: nuclear receptor coactivator 7
Exons: 17
Coding region: 326-3202 (958 amino acids)
Biological process (GO): regulation of transcription by RNA polymerase II; response to oxidative stress
Cellular component (GO): nucleus
Source: RefSeq, a predicted model, not a curated record